Anthostomella pinea is the source of this 480-nucleotide messenger RNA. NCBI's taxonomy places the organism in Eukaryota, Fungi, Ascomycota, Sordariomycetes, Xylariales, Xylariaceae. The record is from the annotation of a GenBank genome assembly.
AUGACAACGGCAAUAUCAUCUCGCCUCCUCCGGCUCGCGCGGCCAGCCCUCUCACACUACAAGUCCUCAGCUGUGCUCCUCGCGACACGGCAGCCACCGAUGUCCCAGAACCAGCAGAACCAACACGUCCGCUACGCCUCGUCCUUCGAGAGCGGCCCCGCGCCGCCACGCCUCCCUCCGAAAGAACAGGCCGAGUUUGAACGCCUCCAGCGUACAGCGAACACACAAGAGGGUUUCAACCCCACGUCAACGCCGGACUUCUCGUCUCCCAGCAACGGACAGACUAUGCACGAAGCGGUGCCCAAUAUAGAAGUUGGCGAGCCGAAUGCCAUGAAUACACCACUACGGAAGGGCGCGCCGCCCGAGUUUGAGGGGGAGACGAAUCCCCAGACGGGCGAGGUUGGUGGACCCAAGAACGAGCCGCUGCGGUGGGGUGCUGGAGGUGACUAUAGCUACAAUGGACGGGUUACGGACUUUUAA